AUGCAUCAAGCCUCAGUUUCUUGGCGAUGUGCGCAGGAAAGUGCAAGGGCACACGUGCUGGCCAUCGCCACGGAGUAUAGACAAGAGGCGGUUAUCCUGCAGCGGUCUGCUCGUCUACUGGGAUACAGGUUUCAGCUCUGCGGCUUCCGGGAGCGCUGGGUUGGUUGGGGUACGAAGCUGAUCCAGUAUCGGAAGGCCUUGCAAAAGGACUUGGCGAGUGGGCGGAUGGCUGCCACAGACCCAGUGUUGUUGAUCGACGGCUGGGACUGUAUGCUGAUUGGACCCGCCACUGAAUUCGUAGAGAAGAUGUCACUGCCGCCUUUCAGUGAUGGGCAUCAGCCGUGGUACGCAGGUGAACGAAUUUGCGGACCAGACUUUUUCAAGGCCAACCGAAUCGAUGCAGUGUAUCCCGAUCCAGGAACACCAUGGCGUUAUCCAAAUGCAGGUUGUAUGGCUGGGCGGGCAGAGCCAGUGCUUGAGCUCAUCAACGCCUUGCUACAGUCUUCAGGCGAUGGAGACUCAUUUCCAGAGGAUGGGGAUGACCAGGGCAGAUUGCAUGAGCACCUCCUGGAGCGCGGUGAGAGUGGACAAAGUCUCCCUUACUUCGUGGACUCCGAGUGUCGCAUUUUCCAGUGCCUUUACGAAGCAGAACCUCAGUGGAGGCUCGAACCUGCACAGGAAGGGCAGCUGUUCCCACGACUCUGCAACACGCAGACCCACCAGCAGCCGAUUGUCUUGCAUGGCAACGGGCACACUGGUCGAUGGUUUAUGUCCUGCCUUUGGCGGGAAAUGGAACUAUUGCCCAAGGUUGGCCUAACGAUCCAAGAGCUUAGUCACCUCCCUCACGACGGGCCGGUGCCACCAGGCACUGUACCCGACGAGGUGCGAGUUUAUCCUGAUGCAUUUGAGUUCAGAAUGACAAAUACUGAGCUUAAGCUCAAGCGAGAACGCAUGAUGGAUGCAUUCAGAGCAGGGAAGGCUGCUCUCGAGGAUUUGCGGCUUCCGUACUUCUUGGCAUAUGGGUCCGCCCUGUCUGCCUUGCGUGAGGGCCAGUUUCAGCCGUAUGAAGAUGAUAUUCACGUGGGCAUAUACUCCUGGGAUCUUGCCGCACUGCAGCGGCAAUGCACUGAAUGUACGGCAAAGGAGCGUGAUAGCUUGCUAAAAUCAACGUUCGACAGGUUUGGGUUCGAGCCCGUACAAGAAAUUGUGGACAAUCCGCUGCAGGCAUCGUCGGGCAACAAUGUUCAGCAGAAUCAGGCCGUCCUUGUUUGUCCGAGAUACUACAUUGCAGAGGGAUGGUCCGAUGACAUGGCCUUCCCCAUUCUGUACAAGUUCACUCAUCGAGACAGCUUCGUGCGGUUUGACCUCAUGGUCUUUACCAUGCAGUUUGGACAGCUUUGGGACUUCGCAGACGGCGGCGCAGAAACCUCGUCAGGCUGGCGGUAUAGUUUGUUUGCGCCCCAGCCGGUUGAAUUUGAGAAGAUUAUGACGUUCACUAUGCCGGCCAAGCCAUUGGAAGACCACUACGGGGAGGAUUGGCAUGUUCCCCGAGUCUAUAACUAUGUCCAGAGCUUGGCCUGCUGCAAAAAUCGCUGCCAAGUGCUCAGGGUGCAUCCCUUCGACGCGCGAAUGAGAAGGGUAGAGCUUCCACCUGCCCAGCCUUGGGAAGAGUUCAAGUCGUCAGUACGGCAAUUUCGAAUACUCUAUGCAAAGGCAAUGGCGGAUUCUGAGCACGAAUUUCCAGAACAGAAGCUUGAUCUCUACAAGCUGGAAUCGAAACCAGUUGUCCUUUUCCAGGCUGCCAGCCUUUGUAAGGAGGAGGGCAAUGCACGCUUAAAGGAAGGCAAACACAGUGGCGCGUUAGACAAGUACGACGAAGGAAUAUACAUCAUCGACAAGUGCAGAGAGGUACUCUUGACAUGGCGCCUCAUCUUCCGGCAGAUUCACAAUGAGAAAGCGGACAAGGACAGAAAAGACAGAGGCCUCAAAGUCGCAGACCUUGUUGAACCUGACAUGCCGCGUGAGUUCAGGUCUGACGAGGAUGAGGAAAGGUCCAGUCGUCUUGCUCUGCUACUGAACGCAGCGCAAGCUGCACUCCAGUGUCAGAAAUGGAGCGUGGUUGAAGCUAGGGCAUCAGCCGCGAUGGAGCUUGAGCCACACAACAAGAAAGCAUUGUACCGACGGGGCUUGGCACGAGCAUCUUCCGGAGACACCGAGGGUGCCAAAGCCGACUUCUGGGCUCUGUUGAAAGUGUCCAGCUUUGACAGCAAGGAGGCUAUCAACCAGCUCUCCAAGCUCCUGCCCAAAGAUGCGAUCAAAGCCGGGUUUCAGAAGCUGCGAAAGGAAGCUGAGAAGGAACAAAAAGUUGGCGCCCUCCUCAAGGAGCUCGACGAAGAUGAGAGGAUUGCCAUUCAGGAUGAAAGAUACGAGCGCUAUCUGGGUGAUUGUGAGCAGAGAGCUGCGGAUGGGCAGAGAGAGAUCACCUUUGACGAGUGGGCCAAGCAGUACGAAUGGCGCUACGACGCUGAGGAGCGCUUCAAGGCAAGGCAAGCACAUCCCGAGUGCUUCAACCAUACAGGGCCAGCUCCGCUGCCUGUGGAGGAUUGGGAGGUAGACUACCUGACGCACAAGGAAAUCGAAAAGAUCGUGUACAGGCGCCAAACAGAGACUUUGGCGGCCCGACGACGCCAGCGAGAGAAGGAAGCGAACUUGCCAGAGAAGAAACCCCUCUUGGAGGAUGCGUCAGGCACAAAGCUUUAUCUCGACAAGGAGGAUGAGCAGAUCCUCCGAGAUGCAGUGGUCAAGAACACCAGGGAACUACAUGCGACCUCCAUGAUCGCGCUACCAGUUGCGCAGAGCUUCCACUACCAGGAUUUUGCCACGGAGAGGAAUUGGAUGGCCACGUUCCAGCUUUACCGCAUCAUUGAGCAGCAAAUGGCCUAUGCCAGAGUUGGCAUUGAGUGGGACCCUUGGAAGAUUGCGGCUGAGCAGAAGGCUGAGCACUGGCGUGAAUACAUUUGCUCCGGCUUGGUCACACCACAGGCAGCAGCUGAAGUUUUCCUCGUCCUGGGAAUUCGUUGCUCUCACACCGCAGCAAUGUGCUUUUCCCUCUCGCGGGUGUAUGGUUGCAACAGCUUUUCUGUGGCCACGAGCUCGGACACUUUGGACCGACAGAGGGAACCAGAGGGAAGCCAGAUGUUGAGAAACCAUGAACAACUGAUGCUGGUACUCGCGGAAUUGCUAAGCUGGCCUCUUAGCGCCAUUCCCGUGGUGAGACAGGGCAUGUUUGCCUGGUGGUCAUGUCAGAACAUGAGCAUGGCCGUGGCACCCUUCACGCUUCCUGAGAGCAGCAGCGGCCCAAGCCCCGCGACGCAGAUCAAUCAGUGGGCCCACAUGGAGGAGGUGCUUCAGGACCCGGAGUUUGCCGUGCCGCUUGGUGAGGACAAUCACUUGGCCGCCAUCGCCCCCACUCCUACUCCUGAAGGCCUUCUUUUGGGCAUACGUCAAGAAGUGAGACAGAAUCGUAUCGACACGAACAGAUUAGAGGAGCGCAAGAUGGACCAGUUGUUGCAACUGGCCUGUAUCAUGGAGUGCCGCCUGGAAUGGAUGGAAAGAACCAUCCUAUCGAGACGCUUCUGA
Symbiodinium pilosum is the source of this 3639-nucleotide messenger RNA. The record is from the annotation of a GenBank genome assembly. NCBI's taxonomy places the organism in Eukaryota, Dinophyceae, Suessiales, Symbiodiniaceae.